Lolium rigidum is the source of this 2001-nucleotide messenger RNA. RefSeq lists its product as uncharacterized. Gene Ontology annotation, molecular function: acetylglucosaminyltransferase activity. The record is from RefSeq and is a predicted model, not a curated record. The transcript has 3 exons. The coding region runs from base 330 to 1892 and encodes 520 amino acids. NCBI's taxonomy places the organism in Eukaryota, Viridiplantae, Streptophyta, Magnoliopsida, Poales, Poaceae.
GCCGAGACCGCCCUGCCGGAGAACACAGAUACGCGCGCCCAUGAUACUACACAAACUAGCAACAUCAGCGUAGACAUUAGGCACAGGCGCCUAGCGUAACGCACCAGGCGCGGGCGCACAAAUUCGUCUUCCUCCGAUCUCCGACAAAUUAUUCCUCCGUCUCUCCGAGGCAGAGGCCCGCCCAAAAGGUGCGCCUCCGCCACGCGCAAUCUCUCUCUCAUAAUUUCUCUCCGUCGGGACCUCGCCGUGCGUUCCGCCAGAUCCCCGCAAUCGAAACCGUCGCGGGAGAAAAAGGUGGUGGGCGGUGAUCUCGCCACCAAGAUCGGCCGAUGCAGCCGCCCAAAUGGAAGGUGGCCGUGGAGGGCGCCACAGGGAUCGGCGGCGGCGGUGGCGACCAGCGCCGGCGGUGCGUGGCGGCCUCGCUGUCCAUGCUGAUCGCGGCCACCCUGGCGUUCCUCGCCUACGUCGCCUUCUUCCCGGACGACGGCGCCGGCGGGGUCUACCGCUGGUGGAGCUGCCAGGACUGCCGCGGCGCCGCGCUGGGCGAGUUCCCGCCCGACGACGCCGCGCCGGCCGACGGGCCCACCGCCGCCGUCCGCCGCCACCACACGCCGACGACGCUCUCGCACAUCGUGUUUGGCAUCGGCGCCUCGGCGCGGACGUGGGACCAGCGCCGCGGCUACGCGGAGCUCUGGUGGCGGCCUCAAACCAUGCGCGGCCACGUCUGGCUCGACGAGCAGCCCGUGACCCCCUGGCCGUCCGCAACCUGCCCGCCCUACCGCGUCUCCCCCGACGCGUCCCGGUUCGGGAACCGCGCCUCCGCCUCCCGCAUGGCCAGGAUCGUGGCCGACUCCUUCCUCGCCAUCCACUCCGACCUGGCAAACGACACCGCCGCCACCCCUGAGGCGCGGUGGUUCGUGAUGGGCGACGACGACACGGUCUUCUUCCCGGAGAACCUGGUGGCCACGCUCCGCAAGUACGACCACGACGAGAUGUACUACGUCGGGGCGCCCUCCGAGAGCGUCGAGCAGAACGUCAUGCACUCCUACGGCAUGGCCUUCGGCGGCGGUGGCUUCGCGGUCAGCUACCCGGCCGCCGCCGAGCUCGCCGGGGCCAUGGACGGGUGCCUCGACCGAUACUCUCAGUUCUACGGCAGCGACCAGCGCGUGCAGGCAUGCCUCAGCGAGCUCGGCGUACCGCUCACCCGCGAGCCAGGGUUCCACCAGGUGGACAUCCGGGGCGACGCGUACGGGAUGCUGGCGGCCCACCCAGUGGCCCCACUGGUCUCGCUCCACCACCUCGACCACAUCGAGCCCAUCAGCCCGGCGGGCCGAACCCCGCUGGACGCGGUCCGGCCGCUGGUGCGCGCGUCAGGGUUCGACUCGGCCCGGCUCCUCCAGCAGGCCUUCGGGUACCAGCGCGGGCCGGGCUACGUCUGGUCCGUGUCCGUGGCCUGGGGCUACACGGUGCAGCUCUACCCGUGGGCCGUGGCCCCGCACGAGCUGGAGGUGCCGCUGCAGACGUUCAAGACCUGGCGGAGCUGGGCCAACGGGCCCUUCGUGUUCAACACGCGGCCCCUGAUGGGCACCGAGAGCCCCUGCUGGCGGCCCGCCAUGUUCUUCCUCAGCCGCGUCCGGAACGGGACCGCCGGCGGCACCGUGAGCGAGUACGUGAGGCGGCGCGCCGGGAAGGCUGAGAAGGAGUGCGACAAGGCCAGCUUCCGCGCCGCGUCCACGGUUCAUACUGUCAAGGUGUUCGCCCCCAAGAUGAGCCAGAACGAGUGGAGACGGGCGCCACGGCGGCAUUGCUGCAAGACGAAGAGGACCAGCUGGGGCUCCGUGCUGGAGGUGCGGAUACGGUAUUGCAGCCGAGGAGAGCUCACCACGCCGUGAUUAAGCUCUGCCUCUUGUCCUUCGCUACCGCCGCAGGCAGCAGGAUGCUACUAUUGAUGAUAAUAAUGGGAAUGGCAAAGGAGAAUAAUGCUCUCCGAGCUCACAGGGA